CAUUCUAAAACAAAUGGAGGUGAUAUGAGGUUGCAACAGUAUAGUAUAUGGUUAUGUGCAACAACAUAUUUGCAGUUGUCUUAAACUAAAAUGUAUGUUACAACCGGCGAGGCUACAGUUAAUGAAAUGGGUUAUGCAAUGAGUAGACUAGAUAUAGAAGCAGACCUUUGCGAUGGGGGGAAUACCAUCCAUGAAGACACUAACAGAUCAGCGCCAUCUUGUUUAUGCUAGUAUGUCAGCUAUUGUCCAUAUUGUUAAUGUUGGGUCCCCUGAAAUAGAGUCUCUAGCAAAUAUUACGGAGAUCCAUGAAGGUUUGGAUUUUUUUGCCGAUGAUGAUGGAGGAUACUCUUUUGGAAUCUUCUCUGUCAAAUUUUCAACAGAUGGACAAGAAGUCGUUGCUGGAAGUAGUGAUGACUCUAUUUAUGUUUAUGAUCUUGAAUCAAAUAAGUUUUUGGAAGGUGAUUUGUAUAUUAUUACCAUCACCUGGCAAAGGAACUCUCAAUGUACAAGUAUUUUGCGUAUUUGGGACCUUCCAAAAGACAGUUUGUAUGUAUAUUAUUGCUUUACACGUAUAGUUUUUGGUCAUUAUGAUGGAUUUUGCUAUAGUUCAGGCAUAAGGAUUUAA
Molecule: messenger RNA, 625 nt
Organism: Juglans regia (Persian walnut)
Lineage: Eukaryota; Viridiplantae; Streptophyta; Magnoliopsida; Fagales; Juglandaceae
Product: LEC14B protein-like
Exons: 3
Coding region: 173-625 (150 amino acids)
Biological process (GO): proteasome-mediated ubiquitin-dependent protein catabolic process
Cellular component (GO): Cul4-RING E3 ubiquitin ligase complex
Molecular function (GO): protein binding
Source: RefSeq, a predicted model, not a curated record